This is a messenger RNA of Oreochromis niloticus (Nile tilapia), 2211 nucleotides long. RefSeq names its product TATA box binding protein (Tbp)-associated factor, RNA polymerase I, B (gene taf1b). NCBI's taxonomy places the organism in Eukaryota, Metazoa, Chordata, Actinopteri, Cichliformes, Cichlidae. The transcript is spliced from 15 exons. Gene Ontology annotation, molecular function: RNA polymerase I core promoter sequence-specific DNA binding. Gene Ontology annotation, biological process: nucleolar large rRNA transcription by RNA polymerase I; RNA polymerase I preinitiation complex assembly. The coding region runs from base 173 to 2104 and encodes 643 amino acids. The record is from RefSeq and is a predicted model, not a curated record. Gene Ontology annotation, cellular component: RNA polymerase I core factor complex; RNA polymerase transcription factor SL1 complex.
CAGUUGAAGUAUGUAAUCUGGCCUGUGGUUGCAGCAGAGAGGCGUUCAGUCUCCCAGAAAUCAAGCGCGAAGAAGAAGAAUCCCAGUAUCUCCGACCAGAGGCAUGUGCGGUUGUAACGAAGUGCCGAUAAAAUCCAAAGUUUCGUGUUAAAGCUGCAGUUUUCCACUCGGGAUGGAUGACGAACAUACGGCCGAGUACACGGUGCCCUGUGCCCAGUGUUCUGCGGUGGACUGGGGCAUUUCGGACGAGGGUCGCUUCUACUGCAGGUCCUGCCACAACGUGAUCGAGAGGACCCGGGAGGUGGUGGACCUGUCCUUCUUAAAGUUGUCCAGCAGGGUGUCAACCAUCAGAGGACCCCGCAAGAAGCAGGCCGAGCGUGGUCACGUGUGGAUGGUCUGCGAGGGUUUCCAGUUCAUCCUGAAGAACCAGGCCGAUGCUCUGCUCGCGCUCGGAGUCAGUCCUCAAUUUAAGGACGACGUGCUGUGUCCUCUGUGGAGGUGUUACCUGCAGAAAAGUCGCCAGGCCUAUACCCACGACCCUGUGAGGAGCUGCAAGUUCAGAGUGAGAGCCGUGGGUUCGGACUCGGAGAGCGCCAGCGAGGCAAUCAGCUGCACAGACGGCGAGUCGAACCCAGCAAGCACAGCGGGCUCAAACACAGAGAACUCCGGUUUUUGGUCCGGCUCCUCGGACACCCUCACCUACCUGUCGGCCAGGAAGAAGCGGAGCCAGAGUCUGCUGAGCAUGAAGAAGACACUGGCGCUGAUCUACCUGGCUCUGGUAUGGAGCCGUGAGGCGCUGACGCUCAGCGACCUGCUCAGGCUUGUGAAUGAGGGUCACAUCCCGUACUUGAACGCCUAUGAGCAGCUUCCCGAGGAGAUGAAAGUCACAGGGAAGGACUCCCUCAUCUUCAUAGUCGAGACAGUCCCGUCUCAUCACGCCGUUCAUAAGGAGGCCGAGACUAUCAUUCAGUUCCUGCAGCUUCCUGCUUUUCCUCCAGUCAGUCGGCAGACCCUGCUGCACCCGGCGCUGCUCAGCCUCAGAUACCUGUCCGACGUCAACCUGCCCGAUGAGCUCCACCCCUGGGUCUGCAGGCUGUUGGAGCACACCGGUAUGAUGGAUCAAACGCUCCACACAUUUGACCCGCACAAUCACCCCACCCUGCCGCGGUAUGACCUGCAAGCCGCUGCCCUCAUCAUCGUCACUCUGAAGCUGUUCUUUUGCCUGGAUGACAUGACCGAGUGGCAUCUGUCCAAUGACCUUGGACGACCGAAGGACUCAGGUAAGGUGUUUAACCUGAGGAGGUGGUACAAAGUGAUGGAGGCCGCUCUGAUUCAAGCUCAAGAGAGGAGAGACCAGAAUGUCUCCAGGAAGCAGUGGAAGUCAAAGAAACAAAUUUACCCGAACAAGAAGGAAAAGUGUUCGAUGAUUAAAAAACAAAGAAUCGCAGAGCAGGUCCAGCUGUGUUUCGAGAAGCUGACUUCCUGUCCGUCGGGGCUCCAGGACGUAGGACCAUCGAGCUUCAUAUUCUGUUGGGGGGACGAGGAGAAAUCGGACGGUCCCAGUCUGCACCACAUGAAGCUGGACGAGGUCGUGACCCAUAGAUGCGACUUCCUGACUCCGCUGAACGACAUGUACUGGCACCCAGCGCUCAGACGCUGCUUGUGCUACAACAGUCAUUACAAGGAGGUGGAGGCAACGCUGCCACGCUCCUUCAUCUGGCUGCUGCAGCUUUUCGCCUUCAUGUUCGAUGUGAAGCCGUUUUGCCUCUAUGAGGAGGUGCUGAGUGUGGAGAGGAGGAUCUUUGACACCAGACUGUACAGAGGGAAGAGCAAGGCUGAUGCUGGGGCUUCAGCUGAGGCCGCCGGGGCUUCACCCGAGGCCCAGGCUUCACUCAACAUCCGGACGUCACCAAGGAUGACCCGGACGUCACCAAGGAUGACCCGGACGUCACCAAGGAUGACCCGGACGUCACCAAGGAUGACCCGGACGUCACCAAGGAUGACCCGGACGUCACCAAGGAUGACCCGGACGUCACCCAGGACGGCUGAGGUUUCACUCGGGAACCAGGCUUCACGCAGGAAGCGGCAGAGAAGUAGGAGCUGAGGAACUUGCAGCAUCUGUGGGAUAUUUGGCUGUUUCUGCUGCCUCCAUGUUUUUGUUUAAACCAGAGAGAUUUUUAAUAAACGUAAAAGUGCUGCUCUUGUCUUUGA